Molecule: messenger RNA, 834 nt
Organism: Cladophialophora yegresii CBS 114405
Lineage: Eukaryota; Fungi; Ascomycota; Eurotiomycetes; Chaetothyriales; Herpotrichiellaceae
Exons: 1
Coding region: 1-834 (277 amino acids)
Source: RefSeq, a predicted model, not a curated record
AUGACUACAGUAAAUGGGUACGGGACUCUAUCUCAUGAUGUCUCGGCAAACCGGUCCGCCAACGACGAAAAUGAACCUCUUCUCGGGAAGAAGAGUACUUCAGCUCAACUCGAACAUUUCCGCGAGUACAUGACGGAUGAUAUCGACAAGCGAUGGGCCGACCUGCUGCUGCUGCUGUCCUAUGUCAUUACAGGUCUUCUGGAUAGUUCUGCUGUCUUUAUCUGGGGCUCGUUCGUGAGUAUGCAGACUGGCAAUACUGUGUACUUAGGGCUGGGGCUUGUUGCACCAACUGCAGGCACGAGAUGGAUCCGAUCUGGCACAUCAAUCGGCUUCUUCUGCUUCGGCUCGUUCUGUUUCAGUCGCUUCCACCGGCACUUUUCACCAAAGAGGCGCUGGGUCCUGUUGGUCUCAUUUACGGCACAGCUACUCCUGAUCAUUGCGGCAGGGAUUAUCGUGGUGGUCGAUAACGGGAAGGGGAACGACUUGCGGUGGGAGGUCCUCGUUCCGAUCGCGCUGGUAGCGUUUCAGAGCAGCGGACAAGCCGUCACCAGCCGGGCUUUGCAGUACAACAGUUUAACCAGCGUCGUCUUGACGAGUAUCUACUGUGACUUAUUCUCUGAUCCGCUGCUCAUGGCUGGGCUCUCGGCGAAUGCAGAAAGGAAUCGCAGAGCAGCUGCCCCGUUGUUGCUACUGGUUGGAGCCAUUCUGGGUGGUGUCUGGGCACACAGCUCGGUUGGUUUGGCGGGCGCGUUAUGGACCGCUGCGGGGCUGAAGAUUAUCAUUAUCGGUGCAUUCUUCCUCUGGAGAGCCGAGCCAAAGCCAACUUCUCGUUGA